This is a messenger RNA of Mercenaria mercenaria, 3490 nucleotides long. RefSeq lists its product as uncharacterized. The record is from RefSeq and is a predicted model, not a curated record. The transcript has a single exon. Gene Ontology annotation, molecular function: microtubule binding. Gene Ontology annotation, cellular component: neuron projection. Bases 391 to 1710 code for a protein of 439 amino acids. NCBI's taxonomy places the organism in Eukaryota, Metazoa, Mollusca, Bivalvia, Venerida, Veneridae. Gene Ontology annotation, biological process: microtubule cytoskeleton organization; neuron projection development.
UUCUUGUAGCGGUUUUUAAUUUUUAACAAAAUGUAGAAUAUCAAUUCGCUCCACUAGUUUUCUUUAGGACACUUAGUUACCAGUGUUUAAUGGUUUAUACUGUGAAGAGUUCAGUUAUAUUUGGUUAUCUUUUUGAAUGCUCUAUGGAUGCAUGUAAAACUUUUGUUCUUCCCGUGUGUUGGUGUGACUUACUGGUUAUUAGUAUUAACUUCUAUUGUUUCUUGCCAUAGAAAAGGAAUUGUGUUAUUUUGAGUAUGGUUGUUGACUUCUUUAAAAAGUAUACAGUAUAAUUCAAGAUUUUCACCCGACAUCUAUUUGAAAAAGUAACCAAGAAAAUUUUUUGGGAAAGAUAAUUACAUCUCAGCUCAAGGGAGGUAAUUAGUAACAAAAAUGGCGGAUUGGUUGUACAUGCCGCAGAUCGAUAUGGGCUGGGAGUCGGAGGCGAAAGUUCAGUCUCUCGAUAAUGUUAACUACAUGCCUGGUGGAGGACAAGUAGUUAUCGAAACUCAGCCGGUUCGAUGGAAAGGUGAACCAAAGGUAAACUCUAUAGAUCCUGAGCACAUGAGGAAAGUACCGAGAUAUACACCGGCACUUACAGAUAUGACCAAAAAGAUUAAACUACCUCCUACAGUUCCAACUGAUAAGUUAAAAAAUGUAGAAUUUACUGAAAAAGGGGCAUACAUGGUGGUUAAUCCAGAAAAAAUCCGAGCCGAGGCAAAAGUAAAAUCUUUGGAAAACAGGGACUAUCAGCCACAAGAACCAAAAGUGAAGAUAGUGAAUCAAAAAACAGAGUGGGAGAAAAAAUCAAAAGUUGACACUCUGGACAACAUUAACUACACGCCGAGACAACGUGACAUCAGGAUUCACUCGGAGAAACUGAAAUGGAAAGCGCAGCCUGCUGUGAAUUCAUUGGAGAACGUUAAAUUCAAACCACAGGGAGGAGGGGUUCAUGUGUUUACCCAGAAACUCAAAUGGCAUGAUAAGCCAAAAAUUAAUACACGAGAAAAUAUACAUUAUUCUCCACCGUCUAGCACACGCAAGAUAAUUAAUAGUCCACUGAAAAUAAAAGCUCAACCCAGAGUUGAUGAUGAUAAUCACGAGUACGAACCUAAAGGUGGACACGUUGAAAUUAUAAAUGAGCCAGUACACUGGAGAGCUAAUCCUAGAGUAGAUGCUGAUAACUUGAGGUACCAGCCGGGUGGUGGGCAAGUUCAUAUACCAAAGCAUAAUGUUAAAUGGGACGCUAAAUCUAGGGUAAAUAGUUUAGAAAACAAAAUGUAUACACCAUCAGGAGGGGAUGUGCAUAUCGUGAACGAAAUUCCGCAGUGGCGUGCAUUACCCAAAGUACAGUCAUUAACAAAUGUGGAUUACAGACCACAAGGGGGAGAUGUUCGAAUUCAAAGCAACCACCUCCACUGGCCAAAGAUUCCAAAAGUGAAUUCGCUGCAAAAUGUUGGCUGGCGUCCACCACCAAGCCAUGUGACUAUUGCUAAGAACAAUGUAAAUUUUAAAGACGGAGUGUUACCAAAAAUAGAUUCUUUAACAAAUGCGCACCACAAACCUGCAAAUAUUGGAAAGAAGCGGAAGAUUCAAUUUGGAAAAUAUGACACCAGAUAUCCCGAACAGAAAGGAUAUCUAAGUAUGGCGGAUGAAUUGCGAUACAGUGCUAGCUCAACAAGCUCUUUUAGAUCACCGCAGUCUGUGCCAUGAGAGAUGUAAGUCAGCCCAUUCUUCUUACAACAACAACAACAACAGCAAAUUUUGCAACUAAGAAUUGACAAAACUUUUGAAAUUGAAAGAAUUGAAGUUCUCAGUCUUUCCUCACAAUGCUUCGGCGUUUUGUAACUUCUGGUCUGUGUUUCCUGUAACUGUCUUGUUUUUUUUUUCCUGAUUGUUGUUCACAAGAUCUUUGUUCUUGGGUUUGCAAAUACUUUUGUUUGGAAAUGUGAAGCAUUUUUUUCAGAUUUUGCAAACACUUCAGCAUAAUUUUAUUCUUUAUCUGCUGUGACAGGUGUUUUUUGUGAAUUUGUUUGUUCUUUCUGCUUUGUUUGAUUGCUAUUUUACUGGUAAAGUGAAUUAUUAGUUUUAUUUUAGUCUAACACUGCUGUGUUUUAAGGAAUUUGUGUGUUCCUUCUCUCUUACUUGAUUGUUAUUUUACAGUUAAAGUUACUUAUUUUUGGCUUUUUACCUUGUUACAUUUGACAAAUGACUUGAGUAUCUUUAAGUCAUUUAUUACCAUCUCUGGUUCAACAGGAAAGGGAUUGGACAAAAUAUUCUUGCACAAGGCCUUUUUUAGGCUUGAAUGGUUAAUAUACCUGUAGAAUACUGUGAAAUCAUUAAUAUUCAUGGAGGACUAAUUUUCGUGGAUUUCGUGGUUGAAUCAAUCCACGAAAUUUAAUCCCAACGAACAAGUAAAAUUCCCAUUCAUUUUAUGUUCAAAAGUUGAAAUCCACGAAUUCAUAUCCCCACGAAAUUGACAUCUUGACCAAAACCACGAAAUCUCAUGCCCACGAAAUUAAAUGAUUUUACAGUAUAGAUUUUAGUGUUGUAAGAAUGAUACAAAAGGGUUUACUUGCAUCUCAAUAUAUGCUUUGGUUUGUGUUUCACUUGUUUCUUUGUCAGCUUUUUGUGUGCAUUCAUCUACAGCUUAUGAAGAUAAAAAUGAGAGCAUGUGUGUUUGUGACAAUUUCUGCUUUUGGUUCACACUCGGCAUGAUUGCUGUUUAAGAAAUUAUUGAACCAGAUUCUUAAGUGCUUUGUUAUAUUGUCCAGCUAUUAUAUUUUAUGUUCUAGAUUUUUAGAGGUCUUUUGUUGUAUUUUUAGAGAAUGUUUUUUUUUUAUAUAUAUAUAUAUUAAAGGUUUUUGCAUAUAUUUUGAUAUAUAUUAAAGGUUUUCUAUAUAUUUUAGAAUUUUUCAAUAUAUUUUAAAGGUUUUUCUAUAUAUUCUAGAGGUCUUCUGUGUAUUUUAGAGGUCUUCUAUAUAUUUAGUGGUUUUCUGUAUAGUUUAACAUUUUGACAAAAAUAUGGUAAUACAUCUUAAAGACCUGCUCCAGUCCUUCCUUUUAACCUUAAAUUAUAACUGAAAAAGCAUGAAAAUCCUGACUAUGAACAGUGAUGCCUGUCAAAAUUGAUUCUUUUCCAUAUAAAAUUCUAUAUAAGAUACCCGUGGUUUUGCAUGCUAAAGUGUGGCGCGUUGCCAUUAACUGUUACCUAUUCUAAUCAUGGGUUGCAUACACACAAUAGAAUUUGAAUAGCCAUGGAGCAGGGCUUUAAGUUUCUGAAAAAGUGCCCUAUGAGUGUGAAGCUCUAUAGUUUUUACCCAACACAUUAUUCUACAUUCCUAUUUAUAUGAGCCGUGCCAUGAGAAAACCAACAUAGUGGCUUUGCGACCACCAUGGAUCCAGACCAGCCUGCGCAUCCGCGCAGUCUGGUCAGGCUCCAUGCUGUUCGCUUUUAAAGCCUAUUGGAAUUGGAGAAACUGUUAGCGAACAG